Molecule: messenger RNA, 813 nt
Organism: Dibothriocephalus latus
Lineage: Eukaryota; Metazoa; Platyhelminthes; Cestoda; Diphyllobothriidea; Diphyllobothriidae
Source: the annotation of a GenBank genome assembly
AUGCUGUUGCUCUUGUUCUUCGCAGCUUUAAGCUGCAUAUACGCCUACGACAAAGAAUAUGAGUCCUGUUGUGUUAAGAAUGAACACGAGUGUGAAAUAGCAUAUAAGGUUCUUGAUCGGGUACUCAACCACAUAAUCUUGACAGGAGAGUGUAUCUACUUGCGAAACAACACUCUGCGCAUCAAAGUAAACAAUGAUGGUGUCCAGAACCUGCCUACUGGACCGUAUGAAUGCAUACCUGAGGACGGAAGCUCCGAGACACGAAAAAAGCUUUUUCUUUUUGAUAAACCAGAUGCUUCCAUCGCUAUUUCGUUUGAUCCGCCGUUACCAGAGCAACACUUUUCCCGAGGAAACUAUACAGCCUUGCUCUCCCUGACAAUUAAUCAAAAUGAUGCAAUUUUUGAGAAGUGGCUGCGCUCUACGAAGGAUAGGAAAUCGCGCAGUAAAAUAGAGAUUCAUCAGGGUAAAGAUUGGAGAAUAGAACCCGUCAAGGAGGGCCACGAGGGGCACGUGCAAAUUGUGGCCAUGUAUGAACAUCCUUUUAUGAAUCUUGAUCCCUCAAACACAACAAUGAAGCUGCGGCCGGGUUUCUACGGAGCAAAAGUUAUUCGCGUCACCAAAAUGGAGGCUGGCAUUGUCCAUAAAAUCCUGCACUAUCACGUCGGUUCCUGUGUUAUGUCGUCAGAGCUGAGCAACGGCGCCUGCUCCUUUGUUAUGGAGGCCGUCGGUGGUCUUAAUGGUGUUGGAAGCAUUCCGAAUUUCAUUGCCGUCCAUGUUGUAGCCUCGGAAAUUUUCAGUUCUCAUUACAAGUAG